CUGGUACCGAAACCGGAAGCAGACAGCGAAGUGUUGCAGCAGCUGGACAAAAUAAAAGAAGACUUGCAUGACCUCACGUGACUUCUUGAAUGAAUCAUACUGUUGUAUAGCUGUACAUAGGUGUAAUUAACCAAGAUCAGUCAACAUAUACGUUUAACAUCAUGUCGGAGAUAUUUCUGCAAGAGGAUGUCAUUUCUCUACUAGACAACAGAUUUAUUGUAAUCAUUGGAGAUUCCAUUCAGAGGGGUGUAUACAAGGAUUUGGUUCUGUUGCUACAGAGAAACAAAUACCUAACAGACAAAGAUCUCAGAGCAAAGGGUGAAUUUACAUUUUCUGGUGAUAAACUGAUUGAAGGGGGUCAAUAUGGUGAGAUGACAAAUGGUGUGAAGUAUCGUGAGGUGAGACAGUACCAGACAGAUUAUCAUUUGAUCAGGUUUUACUUCACAACACGAUGUUACAACAGCUACUUAGAGUCUAUAUUGAGUGACUUGACAAAGGAUCCUCUUCCUGAUGCUGUGAUCAUGAAUUCUUGCCUAUGGGACAUUAGCAGGUAUGGACCAUCAUCAGUGGAACAGUACAAGAAGAAUCUAGACAUUUUGUUUAAGAGAUUCAGUGAGGAGCUUCCCAAAACCUGUCUAGUGAUGUGGAACAUGACUUUACCUAUAUCAAAGAAAGCUAGAGGUGGUGUUCUAAUUCCAGAGGUAGAGCACCUCAAUGUCAGCCUGAGGCUUGAUAUUUUAGAGGCCAACUUUUAUGUUCACAAGCUUGCUGUACAGUAUGGAUUUAAUACUUUAGAUCUUCACUACUACCUCAGACACCAGCUACAACGAAGGGCAGGUGAUGGUGUUCACUGGGAUAUGACAGCACAUAGAAGAAUGACAAAUUUGAUCCUGACCCACAUGGCGGAGGCUUGGGGUGUCAAGCCACCUGAACAUGCAAGGAGAGUCCUUCUUAAGGAGCAACCAUUGAAAGAGACUAGCAACCGCCCUAAGAAAUUCAACUCCAAUUUCAAUUUUGGACUGAACAGUUUACCUCCAGGGCAGUUUACAAAUAAUGUUUCGGAGGUAAAUAAGUUUAUGGGAAACUUUAUCAACAAUAUGGUUAACAACAGGCUCAGCGGCAUGUGUAACAGUCAGGCACCCAGCAUUGGUAGUGAACCUAUACCGCAGAUGCUAGACUCGCGUUACAUUCCUCGUCUGUAUGAGGACUUUAGGCCAAGACAUCAGAAUGAGAACAGUUUCACACAGGCAGAAAACUACAACCAGCAGGGACUGAGCUUUGAGAAUUUCAGAGGUCCAGCUAGGAAUACUAGCUUCACAGGAGUGGAUAUGUCUGGAAUGAGAAUUCCAGACAGUCUUGAGCUGUUGAAUCAGCCAUAUGGAAACCGGAAUUUUGAACCAAGUCUCAGUGGUAAUGGUUUUGGGAACCAGCAAAUUCGAGAAAGAAAUUUACCUUACAGAUCAUUGAAUAGGAGACAUGAUCAAGCAAGUCAGCCAUAUCCAAAUGCAUUUUAGUUAAGACGUCGUAUUUGACAUGUAAAGAUCUGGUAUUUGAUAUUUUAAAAUAUUGUUCUUGACAUGUAAAGAUCUGGUAUUUGAUAUUUUAAAAUAUUGUUCUUGACAUGUAAAGAUCUGGUAUUUGAUAUUUUAAAAUAUUGUUCUUGACAUGUAAAGAUCUGGUAUUUGAUAUUUUAAAAUAUUGUUCUUGACAUGUAAAGAUCUGGUAUUUGACAUGCUAAGAAUCUGUAUUUGACAUGUUAAAAUAUUGUUUUUGACAUGUAAAGAUCUGGUAUUUGACAUGUUAAGCUCUAAUAUUCGACAUACCGUAUAGAGAUUUUAAAAUUAGUAUUUUUAAAACAGGUUAAGCUCUGAUAUUCAACAUACCGGUAUAGAGAUUUAGUAUUUGAUAUGUUAAGCUCUGGUGUCUGAUGUGUUUGCAGAAGUUGUAACAUGAGUUUUUAAACAGGAACCAUUCAUCUAACAUUUUCUUCAAAACUUUACUAACUUUGUGAUACGUUACAACAUCUAUAUGCUGUUGAAAAUUUUGCAACUAAGCAAUGCCAUGUUGUAAAGUUUUUUUACUUGUAUCAUUACAAGGUUGUCACUGAAAGGUACCAUUUUAAUCCAUAAACUAUUUCCUGCCAUAUUUUUGGAGCCAUUU
Messenger RNA from Mercenaria mercenaria, 2160 nucleotides. Its product is annotated as PC-esterase domain-containing protein 1A-like. NCBI's taxonomy places the organism in Eukaryota, Metazoa, Mollusca, Bivalvia, Venerida, Veneridae. The transcript is spliced from 8 exons. Bases 162 to 1514 code for a protein of 450 amino acids. The record is from RefSeq and is a predicted model, not a curated record.